AUGGCCCGUGGCCGUCGCGAUACCCUCGAAUCUGCCGGCCUAGCUACUCAGCGUCCUCUCCGCGUCGUCGCGUCUGGCACGCUCUUCCUCACCAAUAACCUCGGCUUGCCGACGCAUCCAGAGCGGAACUCUGUCGUCCGCGCCCAUUCCGUUUCGAAAGUUCGGGGCGGGUCUGCAAGCACAUGUCUCUCCAUCCUCGCUCAGUUUCCUGCCGUGGAGGCCUCGCUGGUCGUCCCUCUCGGCGGCAACGAGGAGGGCAGGAGGAUCAUUUCUGAGCUUGAGAGAGAACGGGUGAAUACCCGGUACUGCAAAGUAUGGCCAGAGGCGGGCGUCCCGAGCGCAUGGGUGUUGCAUGCAGAUGAUACGGACAGCAGAACGGUGAUCAACAACAACCCACUGCCCGACAUCACUCACGAGGAGUUCAUCUCUCUCGUUGGACCUCUCCUAGUCCCAGAAAACUUUGCAUACCUCAAUGCGCCUUCUACCGCAACGCCGCCCCAGACACCCGGAGCCCCUUCGGGGGCAGCGCCUCCCCGUCCCUCCAUGUCGAAUCCAAAUGGCCCCGCGACAGCGCGCCAGCCCAUCAACAGCCCCGCCCCCGUAGACUGGAUACACUUCGAAGGCCGCUCGGUCAAGACGACGCUCCAGAACAUCACAGGCCUCGACGGGCUCGCGCGCGAACGCAAAUGGCGCAGCCACUGCGUCUUCAGCGUAGACGUCGGCCGGCGCGCGCGCCAGGGCGUCGAAGCGCUCAUCCCGCACGCCGACGUCGUCUUCCUCAACAGGCACUACGCCCGCGCGCACUCGCCGCAGUACGCCGCCUCCCCGCGCGCGUUCCUCCUCUCCCUCACCGGCAUCGCGCCCCCGCACGCGCUCCUCGUCGCGCACUGGGGUGCGGACGGCGCCGCCGUGCUCUCGGUCCCCACCAAGGAGUACUUCCAGUCUUCCGGGUGGGUCGAGCCCGCCGUCCCGCCGCUCCCUUCGCCGCUUCCUGCCACACAGGACCCGCGGACGCGGAUGGUGCACGAGGCGGAUAUGCACUCCGUGAGGACCGGGAGCGACUUCUGGGCCGGGGGCGGGCACGAGACGGAGUCGUCGAGCAUGUUCACGGCGGACCUGCUGAGCUCCACUCCCGCCCGCCACUCGGACUCUGGCACGGACUCUGAUGGGACGCAGAUCGCCGGGCACGGGGGCGUGCGCCUGGCGAGCCCCCCAACGGCGAAGACGGGCGAGGCCGUGGACGAGGUGGGGGCGCAGGACGCGUUCGUAGCGGGGAUGAUGUGGGCGCUGAGCCGGCGCCUGUUGCCUGGGGAGCCGUACACGCCCAGCGCGGGCGGGAGCGACGCGGCGAUUGCGGGGGCGGAGGGGGACCAGAGGGGGCGGUGGAGGCUGGAGGAGUGCUUGAGGUUCGCGACGGAGCUCGCUGGCCGCAAGGCGAGACGGAACGGCUGGGACGGGCUCGCGGAGGAGAUGGCGCGCGCGGGCUGGUUCGAGCCGUGGAGCGUGAACGUUGCUUGA
Messenger RNA from Dichomitus squalens LYAD-421 SS1, 1518 nucleotides. RefSeq lists its product as uncharacterized. The transcript has 5 exons. The coding region runs from base 1 to 1518 and encodes 505 amino acids. NCBI's taxonomy places the organism in Eukaryota, Fungi, Basidiomycota, Agaricomycetes, Polyporales, Polyporaceae. The record is from RefSeq and is a predicted model, not a curated record.